Molecule: messenger RNA, 4241 nt
Organism: Scylla paramamosain (green mud crab)
Lineage: Eukaryota; Metazoa; Arthropoda; Malacostraca; Decapoda; Portunidae
Product: prostaglandin E2 receptor EP4 subtype-like
Exons: 10
Coding region: 880-2409 (509 amino acids)
Biological process (GO): adenylate cyclase-activating G protein-coupled receptor signaling pathway; inflammatory response; positive regulation of cytosolic calcium ion concentration
Cellular component (GO): plasma membrane
Molecular function (GO): G protein-coupled receptor activity
Source: RefSeq, a predicted model, not a curated record
CCCUUCUCAGCCUCAGUUACGCGCCAGCAGUCAAAGGGGGAGGACGCUUCUCUCUCUCUCUCUCUCUCCCACUCUCUCACUCGCUCUCCCUCACCUGGCGACCUUGAGUGCAGGUACAAGAGGACAAAUAACAGGUUUAAAAGGAAUAGAGAGAGAGAGAGGAGAAAAAUAUUGAGAAAGCCACGCCCAUACUCUCUCUCUCUCUCUCUCUCUCUCUCUCUCUCUCUCUCUCUCUCUCUCUCUCUCUCUCUCUCUCUCUCUCUCUCUCUCUCUCUCUCUCUCUUUUAUUUCUUUAAGUCAAAAAAUUCAUUCCUAUUAGUUUUUUUUUCUUUUCUUCCUUCUUCUUCUCCUCUUCCUUUUUUUCCUCCUCCUCCUCCUCCUCCUCCUCCUCCUUUUCCUCUUCCUUUUUCUUCAUCUUCUUAUUCUCCCUUAAAAGUUUUCUCUUUUCUUCUUUCUCUCUUCUUUUUUUCAUUUCCUCUUUCUCUUCUUCCUUCUUUUCUUCUUCCUCUUCUGUUCCCGUUUCUCCUCCUCUUUCUUUUCCUCUCCCUUCUCCUUCUCCUCCUCCUCCACGUCCUUUUCUUCAUCUUUCAUUCUUCCUGUUUUUCGUCUUCCUCUUCUUAUUCCACAUACCACCACCACGACCACUAUGCUACCAGCCACCACCACCACCACCACCACCACCACCGCUGCCACGCCCUCUGCAGAUGAUCUAGAGGGCCUCAUCUCCCUUAUGGCGCCCCCUUGUGCUAAUGAGACGCCCCCCUUGCUGCUUCCUGGCCAGGUGUGUGAGGGGGAGAACUGCACCCUGGUCACAUCUAACCCUGGAGCCACUGUUAUUUCUCCUGUGUUGCUGUGUCUGGCUGGGAUUACAGGUCACAUAUGGGCGCUGUGCUACCUGUACAGCGGGCAGAGGCGGAGUUCGUCCCACACUGUGUUCUACCUCCUCCUCUGCACCCUCAUCUGGACAGACUUCUGGGGGGAAACUGGUCACCACCGCCGCCUGCCAUUGUUUCCUAUGCGUUCGGGAGAUGGAUGGGUGGGCGAGACAUGUGUUUGUUCCACGGCUUCGUCAUGAUCUUGGUGCAGGAACUCACUCACCUCACCGUGGCGGGCAUGGCGGUGGAAAGACUGCUUGCCAUCUGUCACGGGUACCUUUACGAGCGGCUGGUUACCCACACCCGCUGCUGGUACCUCUUGGCCUCUAUCUGGGUGUUCUCACUCCUACUGUGCCUCCUACCGCUGUUUGGCCUCGGGGAAUUGUAUCUGCAGUACCCCUUCACCUGGUGCUAUGUCAACAUUCACCUCUGCUCCAACAGUCCGCUCAGGCACCGCAUCUUCACUACGAGUCUUGGCGUCCUCAAUGUUGGGUGUAUUGUGACAGUGGUAGCCUGCAAUGUGUGUGUUGUAGGGUCACUUCUGCGCAUGCGUCUGUCUCGCCGAGUUCCCGCGCACCUCAGCUCUGGGCGUCGACCUUCUGUGCAGCGUGACCAAGAGCUGCAGAUGGUGGUGCUUCUAGUCGUCAUUACCAUCUCCUUUGUCGUGUCCUGGGCCCCUCUUAAUAUCAUCCUUGUGGGGAAUCUAAUGUGGCCGCCGCACGUGACCAGGGAGGAUCACAUGAGGGACUUGGUAGCUAUUCGCCUCGCCUCUAUCAGCCAGAUUCUUGAUCCUUGGGUGUACAUCAUCUGCAGAGUGAUUUUCAAGUCGAAGUUGUGGCGGUGCUGGCGGCGCGCGCUGGUGGGGAGGCGGUGGUCGAGACGCCGCAGCUCCCACUCAGUCAAAAUCAAGUCCAUAGCGGAUGAAUCUCACAGCGAGCCUUCUUGCGGCCCCGCCCCACAUCCUGCCCCUCCCCGCGCCUCGCUCCCCGCCCAGGAGGGAGUGGGUGGCGCCCCUGGUCUAGGCGAUGACACCGCCCUAGGCAACGGCAUCCCGCCCUUGGGACCACCCUGGCAGGGAACACACGCCCACAUCACGCCCGCUGGCCUUAACUCCUCACCUCAUCACCCAGACGCCCUACAGAACGCCUCUACGCUCGUGUCAGGGACAGGGGAAGGCGCCCCCCUCGCCCGCAGCGUCUCCUUGGCCAUCCCUAUCCCCUUGUUCAUCUGUGAGCACUACAGCAUGGCGCAGCAGGGGGCAGGCCAUCUCGCGCCCUGCUGGCCAGACCCUGCCAUGCUCUCUACAGGCCAGCAGGUGCUCCGUGCAAGGUCCUGCUGCCUGGAUCACCACCUGCCUCUGCCAGCCAUGCCAGGUGUCCCUCGCAGCUACUCUUGGGGAUGCAGGGCGGCGGGCCACACCAAACCUCACCACCGCUCCUGCAGCACCCAAACACUCCCAGGGGACGCCCACACCACACAGCACGCCCAGACACCCACACACGCCCCUGCCGGCAUCACACCACCUGGGGAGUGACGCCCAAGCCUAGCCUCUACCCUUGCAAGGCAGCUGUAUAACGACAGAAAAGACGGGUUUGUGUCAUAAAGAGAGAAGAGAAAGAAAAGUUUAAAAAGGAUGAAUUAAACGAAGAAAAUGAAAGAAAUAUAUGUAUCGUUGUAAAUAAUUUAAAAGCCUACCAUUAUUGAAGGAAUAUCACAUUAAUUUUGACAAGCCUAUGAAGUUCGUGGUGAGGUUCCGCAGGGUAGCUUAAUCUCUUAUUAUAUUAUAGAGAUCAGGGAAGGAAUACAUAAAUGGAGUUAAAAUGACAAGAGAGAAAGAUUUAAGGGAAGAAAAGUAAAGUAAUUAUCAGGAAAGAUAUGACUGGAAAAAGUAGCAGAGGAGAAAUGAGAUAAAACAGAUGGAGAUUAAAGAAGAAAGGAGGAAGAAAAGGAUGAAGACGUACAAGGGGGUAGAAGGAGUGAUGAAAGAAAGAUUUUGGGAAGAAGAAAAAAAAAAAAUGUCUACAGAUGCCUUGAUUGGGAAAGUGAUGCAGGAGUUAGAAAAUGGAGAUGAAAGAAAACGGAGGAAGGAAAGAUAAGAGGGGGGGAAGGAAGGAGGGGUGAUAGAAGAACCGACUGAAAGAACAUAGAUAAAUAAAUAAAAAAAAGCUAAGAUUAUUAUUUGUAUAUAUAUAUUUACGUUAUUUUUUCAGUACAAAUGUAGCCAGUAACUUUUCAAACAUGACGUGGAAGUUGUUGUGAUUCUUAGUGUUUUCAUCUGGUAUCACUGUAGUGUUCUUAAGUAUAAGUUCUUACUAAAUAAUGAAGCUUUUUUGAAACUGCCCGUAAUUAAAUCUGAAAAGUAAAGAAGAAAAAAAAUGAUAAACUGGAGGAGGAGAAGGAGAUGAAGGAAAGAAAGUGAGAUAGGAGGAAAGAAGUAGAGGAGAAACCGAAGGAAGAGAAAAAAUACGAGUAGAGAAAUUAUGUACAGGGAAAUUAACAAUCUCUCUCUCUCUCUCUCUCUCUCUCUCAUAUACUUCAAAAUACAAAUAUGUCUAGCUUUGAUUUGUUAUUUUGCGUUUAAGAAAUAAUUACACAAAUUAAUAUAUAUUAUAAUCCCCAAAUUAAUUAGCAGUCUAUGGUCUAAUUCCCAAACACUUGCGCCGCACCUAUAGUAUGCAUAUUAAAAAAUUUCUAUAGAGUAGUUGAAAUGACACGGGUCUUUAAGGAUAUUUUUAUGAUUAUAGUGACACAUUAACAAGAUUUCUACAUUAUCAAUAGGAAAACCACUCUUGAGAACCAGGGUAGUGAAGUGACACGGGUCUUUAAGGAUGUGUUUAUGGUUCUAGUGGCAGAUUAACAAGAUUUCUACAUUAUCAACAGGAGAAACACUCUUGAGAACCAGGCUUGUCAUCUGUGUGGCCUUUGAAAACAGCCGUGGUGGUGAAGUAACGGGUCUUUAAGGAUGUGUUAAUGGUUCUAGUGGCAGAUUAACAAGAUUUCUACAUUAUCAACAGGAGAAACACUCUUGAAAACCAGGCUUGUCAUCUGUGUGGCCUUUGAAAACAGCCGUGGUGGUGAGGGUAGCAAAGCGCUUCAGAAUACAGCCCUUUGUUGUCAUUUAAUUCUGUCCAGUGGUGUAUAUUUAUCUAUAAAGUGUGAAAUGUAAUGAUGGAUGUUGUUUUAUUAUCAGUAUCUCGUUAAUUAUAUCACCGCACGGCCUUCAUAUUAAUUAAGCUUUCAGUGUUUUUUUUUUCUAAUUUUAUGUGUUAAUCUUCGCAUUAUUAUUAUUAUUAUUAUUAUUAUUAUUAUUAUUAUUAUUCAUUGCUUCACUUUUCUGUACGAUAAUUAAAGACUUUUACUUGAUGA